Seminavis robusta is the source of this 729-nucleotide messenger RNA. Lineage: Eukaryota; Bacillariophyta; Bacillariophyceae; Naviculales; Naviculaceae. The record is from the annotation of a GenBank genome assembly.
UCUACAACCAAAGCCACGAGUACAACAUAUCGAUACUAGCUAGCUAGUAGUACCGGAGCGUAGCAGCACGGAAGCACAGAAACUUGUUCUCGAAUGGCCAUUAUUAGGCAGCUGUGGAUAAACCUUCCUCGGGCUAUGUUUCUACUAGCUACUGGCUAGUAGUUAGUUGAAUGAAUGGAGACGGCAAGAUAGAUACAUACCGUACGGUACCGAUACAGCAGCAGUAUGAAACUCCCUCGUCCCUUCUCGUCAGCCCAAGCCGCCACCGCGUUGCCCAACUCGGUCUUUGUCUACGGUUCGCUCCUCUCCCCGCAAGUCGUCGAGGUGUUAUUAGGUCGCAUCCCCAAGAGCAUUCCGGCUCCGUGUCGACUCUACGGGUAUUCCCGCCAUCCCGUGAAGGAUCAAGUCUAUCCCGCCAUUAUUCCAGCAUCCUCUACAAGUACUAGUCUUGUCGAUGGUAUGAUUUGGUGCGAUCUUUCCGACCGCGAAAAGUCCCUGUUGGAUUGGUUUGAAGACGACGAGUAUCAACGAACCUCCGUCGUCGUGGAAACAUCCAAGGAGCUGCACUACUAUACUACGGAUGCCUAUAUUUGGGGCAAUCCAUUAUCCGAACUAGAUUUGGAACGAGAUUGGUCGUUUGAGAAUUUUUGUCAGCAGCAUUUGGAGUGGUAUCUAGCCCAUACCGUGCGGCCCUGUCGGGAGGAAUGGGACCGUGACCAAGACCUAUGA